GUAUGUUAUAUGAUGUUUCCUAAUACUGCUCUCGUUGUUAAUCCCUUGAUGUGUUCUACCAAGUUAAUGAAUCAAGCCAUUGAUUUAAACCCUUAAGUUGCCUAACUCUACUGGUCUCGCUCAAGUCAACACCAAUCUCUUCGAUUUCACUGAUUUUCUCUUUAUUGAUUGAUUUUUGUGUAAUUCUUGGUUAAUUGUUUAAUUUAGGGCCUGUGGAUCUUCUACGUUUAAAUUUUCGACUUGUAGGUUAAACGAUAGAAGUCUUAGUUUUCUAAGUACUUCCAUGAGCUUAAUUUGUUUUGUGAUUUGCUCUAAUUUUUUAAUUCUAUUUGCAAUGUUGUUUGCUAUCUGGUAAACCUUGUUAAGAGCAUGAGUCUGUGUUGUUAUGGCUGGAUGGGUUGCUUUGUAGAUAAUAAAGGUAUGGAUGCUGAAAAUAUGGUCAUUAUUUUUAUCAGUUAAUUAUCUCUAAAGUUUUAAUUCUCGUUUGCAAUUUUGUAUUGACUAUUUAAUUUUGAUUCUGCUACUCUUCAUGUUCAUUUAAAAAAAAAAAAAUUGGGGAGAGUUCAAAAUUAAUUUGUUAAAAAGUAAACCGGAAUGCCUCCUUAAUCUACUUGUAACUUUUAUUUCCAGAGAGUUCAAAAUUAAGAAUGAAGUAUAGCCUGGUGCUUUUGGGUAGGCGUCAAAUUCAGAUAUUAGACUCAUCUUAAUCAUAUGUAAUACUCCUCUUAUUUUGUUAUCAUACACUAGCUUAUUCUGUAUUUUUAUGGCUAAUUACUUAUUGAGAAAUGUAUUAAACAAGCACGAAAACAAGGCUGAUGAAGGCACUGAACCUACUUCUUUCUUUUGUACUUACCCUAAGGCCAAUACUGAGAUCAGUGUUGGCUUCCAAGUACCCACACACAAUUAGAUGUGACUGAACCUAUUGCUUUUGCAGUUUUGCCGACCACUUGGGUAACAUCUUUUGGGGCCUAAGGGAUAAUCUUUUUAAUAAUGAGCAGCAUUAGGAAAACAAGAGUUUGGCCAAAACUUGUAUUGCUUACAAGUAAGCAAACAUCUUCAAGUUUAUAAAUUCACAAAAUAAGCAUUAAUCUUUUGUAGACAGGAAAUCAAUUAAAUUUCAGGAACAUUUCUGCAACUGUUCUGAUUUAGACAGGUAUGAUUAUUGAUCUGUUUAAAUCUAGGUGCAUUGCUAACUUUGAAGUUGUAGAAUUACAGUAGAAAUCAUAGAGUUUGGGGGGGUAGAAAUUGACUAUUCUGGAUAAGUUGGUUUGUGUUAAUACCUACACCUCUCAGAAGAAUCCCCCCCCCCCCCCCCCCCCCCAAUAUUCUAUGCCAAUUUAUAAAACAUGACAAUCUGCCUAUUAGCUCUUUUCAAGGAAUGCAAUUUUCUCAUCUCUGUGAGCCAUAGCCCAAAAGUAUUAAACUAGUUGUCUAAAUCUCUUUCUUGAGCAACCGAAGAUCUUUAUAAAAGGGGAGAUAAGAAAUUAUUACAAUCUGCAUACUUAAACAUAAUACUUUACAUACUAUGAAAGUUUGCUAAAUUUAAGGUAUAGCGCUCAACCUUUUGGUAUUUUUUACUUAAAUCUGAAUCUCGAUUGCUGGUAUGCUUGAGUGGAGUUGUGGACAGGUGUCAAGUCGCUUGAAUGCCCUAGGGUACGUUCAUAUCUCUCUUCCUAACUGAUCUCAAUAAUUACUUUUAUGCUCCAGAUAUCAUAUGAUUAUUCGAUACAUAAUCUUUAAUUCCUCUAGCUUCCCAGGCAUAAUAAAUUAUGCUUGAUACCUUCCCAUGCCUGUUCAUUUUACCUAAUACUCUUUGCGAUGAAUCUGGGUUUAAUUCAGCUAGCUUUCGAGGCCUGCGAUUAUGCUUGUUAACUUAUCAUGCUUGUUCAUUCCCAGAUACACUUGGGAAUAAAUCCAGGUUUUAAGAUGAUGACUUCGCACCAAUUAAUUCUAACUUUUUAUCAUCUAGGUGAUGUAAAGGUUUGUUGCAGCCAACCCAGAGCAAUUUUGAUGAGUGAACUAAUGCAGAAAACAAACAACCAUUACAAAAUAAGGGUGGCUUCUACUGUCGAUGUUGUUUUCCUAUCAUAUCCUAAUGCAUUGCAUCUUCUUGGUGCUUUUCCAUAUGCAAUGAAGCAAUUUGGGCUCUCCGCACCAGUGUAUGCAACAGAGCCAGUCUACAGACUGGGUCUUCUGACUAUGUAUGAUCACUAUAUUUCACACAAGAUCGUCCAACGUGAUAAGGAGCAACAUACGAAGCUUUUGAAAGGAGAAGGAAAGGGAUUUAAACAAUGAGAAUGAAGGCCAAGAUACUUGAGCUUAUAAGCUACUACCUCCAUUAGAUCCUAGUUUUUCUAGGCUUUAGUUCUUUCGGAUUAGAAGAUACAAUUAAUUUUUUAGUAACAUCUAUGUACUAUGGAUAUAUUAUGGUUAAUUAGUAAAAUUUUCAUGUCCUAUGGAUUUUAAUGUA
This is a messenger RNA of Spinacia oleracea (spinach), 2470 nucleotides long. RefSeq lists its product as uncharacterized. Gene Ontology annotation, biological process: mRNA 3'-end processing by stem-loop binding and cleavage. Lineage: Eukaryota; Viridiplantae; Streptophyta; Magnoliopsida; Caryophyllales; Amaranthaceae. The record is from RefSeq and is a predicted model, not a curated record. The transcript is spliced from 3 exons. Gene Ontology annotation, molecular function: RNA binding. The coding region runs from base 1879 to 2295 and encodes 138 amino acids. Gene Ontology annotation, cellular component: mRNA cleavage and polyadenylation specificity factor complex.